CGCACGCGAAAAGAAGACGCGGGAACGAGCGAACAACAAUUUUCUACGGCAACUAGUGCUACCGACGAUUACUGCUAAUGUCGUCAAGAACGACGUCUUAUCUCGGACGAAAAAAGCGAUAACGUUGAUGUCGACGACCAGCUGGUAGUAGUUGUUGUUUUCGGUCCAGAGUUCCAGACGUCCAGUACGGCAGUACAACACAUUCCACCUACUCCAGUUCACAAUCACAGUUCAGUUACUAGUUCAAGUUGUCACAACAUAUUUUGGCCCUGCGGACGCACGUUCAACGUUGUCAGCUUGUCACCAGUGGUUGUACUCGCUACACGCACGAAUCUCGACGUCGUAUAUCAUUUCGUUUUAUCAUUUUUCUGACGAUAACCGUCGCAAUCGCGUUUUUAUCCACUGUGGGAUCAAUCAAUCGGUCGACGGCAUCAGUGGUUGUUUAAAUCCGUUUGUGACCCGUAUUCAUUCUGUUUGCCGACGACCCACACACACUCGCGCCCACAAACCCGACUUCUAGCUCCACCCGUCCACGUACAACCCCUAUCAUGUCUAUGGGAGAUAAAGUUACAAAUCUUUGGAAAAGGGCCAGUGAUGAAGGAGAAAAUAGGGAUGAAAUUCCUUGGCACUUAAAAUAUGGUAGCAGAACACUGGGGACAUUUGCAGGAAUUGUUAAUUUAUUCACUGGUAUUUGGAAUGGAUUGGGAUUAAUUUUUUUAAACACAGAUUGUUUAUUUGGUGGCAUUAUACAAUUGCUUCUUGGUCUUUUAUUAAUUGCGUUAGAAGCACCUUUUCUUUGUGUGUUUAUCGAUUAUAUGCAGAAAGUUAGUGAUGUGGCUGAAAAUAAACCUUACUGGACUAGAGCUGUUUUAUAUGCUGGGCUAUCGUUAGUACCAAUGCUUCUAUGUUUUGGCCCUAGUACAUUAAUAGCCAGUGCUUUAGUAUUUUGUACUGGAUUAUUGUAUGGUCUCAUGUCAGUUGGGAAAAAAGGAUCUAGGGAAGACAUGGGAGCUAUUGCUUCUCCUGUUGAUAACGUCUCUCAACCCAUGGGUGGACAUCACACAACUUUUAUGGAAGAUCCAGAUGUGUGGCGCCCCACUUAAGGCAAACUGAACUAAAUUUUUAAAGUAGCACCAGCUGAACAAAUGAAAACAACUGCAUCCACAUUAGAGCCAUGAGACACAUACAACAUUAGUGAAAUAUAUACAUUUAAGUAUGAUACCUUAGAACUCACUAAGGCCAAUUAAAAAUAAUGUAUUGGUUCCCUAGUGAUUUUAUUACCACCACUCUCCAAAUGCAUUCCAAUAUACCAGGGUCUCCUAACUGAUGAUACUCAUUUAUCUGUGGUAAUCAGGUUCAAUUAAAUUAAUAAAUCAAUUCAAUAUCUUUCUAUAGUUGUGCCCAUUAAUAGUAUUCCUUUAAAAUUUAUACCACUCAAAUUUAUAAUAGAUUUUCACAUAUAUAUCUUAUAACCUCAAUACUUAUAUUUAUA
Messenger RNA from Diuraphis noxia (Russian wheat aphid), 1492 nucleotides. RefSeq names its product calcium channel flower (gene fwe). The record is from RefSeq and is a predicted model, not a curated record. Lineage: Eukaryota; Metazoa; Arthropoda; Insecta; Hemiptera; Aphididae. Gene Ontology annotation, cellular component: membrane. Gene Ontology annotation, biological process: vesicle-mediated transport.